AUGUCGGUGGAAUGGCGGCUCCCAUCGUCUCUUCCCAGCCCCCCUCUGUCUGCACUGCUCCUGGGGGUCGGUGUCACCUGGGGCUGCUACUACCUGCACUACAUCUGUAAGAGACCGCGCCUGGUGGCAGCAGGACGUCUCCGCCAGUUCCUGGAAUCUCACUGCCCCGUGGUGAGGAGCGACUACCGACCGACGUUCUGGUGUGUAGGUGGGAGACUCCAGACCAUCGUCCGAGUACUACUGCUAUCCCGACCCCGACCUACCUACAGGAAUGAGGUGAUCAGCACGGCAGACGGUGGUCAGAUCUCUUUGGAUUGGACCGACAAUGAGGACAGCACGCAUUUCCCAGAAUCCUCCUCUCGUCCUACAAUCCUCCUGUUACCAGGACUGACUGGGAACAGCCAGCAGUCCUACAUCCUGCACCUGGUUCGGCAGGCCCACACCAACGGAUACAGGUGCGUAGUGUUCAACAAUCGCGGUUUCGGAGGAGAGGAGCUCUUGACUCAUCGGACGUUCUGUGCCGCUAACACUGAAGACCUGAGCAGGGUGGUGGAACAUGUCCGGAGUCGCUACCUUGGGGCUCCUCUGUUGGCGGUGGGGGUCUCGAUGGGCGGGAUGGUUCUUCUGAAUUAUUUGGCCUCUACCGGAUCCAGGUCUCACCUCCAAGCUGCGCUGGUGUUCUCCACUCCCUGGGACGUGUUUGCAUCCACCACUUCACUGGAGAGGCCACUAAAUUACCUCUUAUUUAACCGAAACCUGGCCUCCGGCAUGCGGAACACCAUACUUAAGUACCGGGACAUCAUUGGAAAGGUUAUGGAUGUGGAACACAUAUUACAGUCUCGCUCCAUCCGGGAAUUCGAUGAGCGAUACACCUCCGUUGUUUUUGGUUACCGGUCAUGUGACGACUAUUAUCACCACGCCAGUCCCUGCAACAAGCUGGGAAAAGUGAGGACACCAGUACUGUGUGUGAAUGCUGAGGAUGACCCUUUCUCUCCUCCACAAGCCAUUCCGGUGAAUGAGGCCUUGGCUAACCCUAACGUGGCUCUCCUGAUCACAGCUCAUGGUGGACAUAUCGGCUUUCUGGAAGGUGCCUUCCCCAAUCAACAGAGAUAUAUGGACCGCAUCUUCAGCCAGUUUAUGGAGGCCGUGCUUGGUCACAGCAAAGAGCUGAGGGAGGCUACAGCCGAUGAACACUUCUCUUGA
Molecule: messenger RNA, 1203 nt
Organism: Staurois parvus
Lineage: Eukaryota; Metazoa; Chordata; Amphibia; Anura; Ranidae
Source: the annotation of a GenBank genome assembly